GUUUGGUUAAACUGCAUCCGGUUAGCCUGCGAGACUAUAUACAGGGGACACAACCAGAGCGUGCCUGGAUGUAAUGCCGAGAGUCGGACAUGAAGAGGAGGUGCGGACUCUAGAGGAGUGUCAGUACAGCUAUCCAACUAAAACCAGGUCUGAUCUCCAGAAGGUUCGCUCUCAGUUCUCAGAUCUUCGUCUCUAUGUGGAUUUUUACUGUUUUCCAACCAAAAAGAAGAAGCUGGUGUAUUUGUCUGGGACUGUUCCUGUUCACUAUGAAGGAAGUGAGUAUAAUAUCCCAGUGUGCAUCUGGCUUCAUGAGACCCACCCGGUGUCCAGACCUCGCUGUUUCAUCUGUCCCUCCGUCUCCAUGGUGAUCAACCCGUCCUGUUCCUGCGUGGACACCUCUGGCAAUGUCCUGCUGGACGGACUGACCAACUGGACUCACGGCGUGUCCAACCUGUCAAUGCUUGUGUCAGAGAUGAGGCGGGCCUUUCAGAGGGACACGCCCCUGUAUGCCAGGUCUCCUGUACAAGCCACGCCCCCUGCAAGUGUGCAGGUGUCUGCCCAAAGCAUCCAUCAUCCCACCUCCUCUCCGCAGAGCCAUUAUGUCUCCCUGACCUCGCCCCACCUGUCUGGACGGAAAGCGAGCCAAUGGGAGCAGGGCAGGGAGGUGAGGGUGAGAAGGUCGUACACUGAGGAGCUGCUGGGGAUCGACUUCAGUGCACCUCCUCCUUCAUCGUCCUCCUCCAACAACCCUUUCCUGGGCUCCUCUUCCUCAGGUGUUGCCCCUGCAGACCCUCUCAGCAGGAGGAUGGGUGCUCUGAGGCUGGAUGGAGAGUCCAGCAGAGACCAGCAGUGUGAGUCACCUGUUCAGAUGGUCCAAUUAGAAGCAGACAGAAACACGACACGUUCUGUGGUUCCUGAUUCUGGACCAGCUGCUGGAGUGGACAUCAUGAAGAUGGCGGCUCGUCUUCCUCCAGACCAGGCGACCACCUUCCUGUCUCUGGUCACCUUAGAGGGGCGGAGCUUCAGCCCCACGGAUGUCAUGGAGGCGGUCCAACUCAGCAGAGAUCUCCCAUCAGCUCUCAGGUUCCUGACUCACAGCUGCCCCAUCUGUCAGGAGCAGGUGUCCUUCAGCAAGAUCAUCACCAUGACUCACUGCUCGUGCUUCUUGUGUCAGACGUGUUUUAAGACGUUUUUCUUGUCGGCCAUUAAAGAGAAGAGCGUUGAUCAGCUGGUUUGUCCUCAGUGUGGCCGACCGGAGGUCAGAGGUCAGGGAAGAAUGGAAUACUUCAACCUGCUGGACACACAGAUCCGUCACUUCCUGCCUCCUCAGAUCCAUGAACUCUUUCAGAGGAAGCUCAGAGAUCGAGCUCUGCAGGACAUGCCGAACUUCUGCUGGUGUGCUCAUUGUUCCUUCGGCAUGCUUCAUGAAGCUGACAGGUUGAGGAUGGACUGUCCCAGCUGUAAGAAGAGUACCUGCUGUCAGUGCAGAUCUCCUUGGUCCCCUCAACAUCAGGGACUCUCCUGUCACCAGUUCAGAACCUGGCAGCAGCAGAACCAUCUGGAUCACCAGACCAGCAUCCUGCUCAGCCACAACAGCAUCGAGUGUCCAAACUGUCAGAGUGUCUUCAGUCUCUCCAGAGGAGGCUGUCUUCACUUCACCUGCACUCAGUGUCGGCAUCAGUUCUGUGGAGGCUGCAGUCGGCCCUUCACGCCCGGAUCGGCCUGUAGUUUCUCUGCCGACUGUGGAACCAAAGGUCUUCACGCCCACCACCCCAGAGACUGCCUUUACCACCUGAGAGACUGGAGCGUGCCCCGUCUGCACCUGCUGCUACAGUAUUACAGAGUAUCUCUCACCUGGUUGGAACCAGCCAAUGGCAGCUCACCUGACUCCAGUCAUACAGGAAUGUGUUUGGUUUUGGAGCAGAGAGACGACGGCAGCAGAGGGGAAGAGACUUGUGGACGACCUGCUCUACAUGAAUACAAGAGAUACUGCCAGUGUACCGGCAGGUUGCACUAUAAGGAGCGCCUUGUGGAGCUGAUCAAGCGCUGCGGUGCCGACCCGGCGGUCCUCUUCAACCCGGCAGAGAUGAUAGCAGAGCUGCAGCGCUGGCACGUCGCCAUUCCGACCAAGAAACCAGAAGAACCAGAACCGCUAUACACACACCGCCUCUGCCUGACUCUGACCAAUAGCGUUCCUCUCAGGAAGCAGUGACAACCUCCGACAUCUUCUGUGACUCCUGGAGCUCCGCCUUCUCGCCUGCUGCCGAGUGACUGACUUCACCCAUUCAUAACUUCGGCCAAUUAGAUGUCAGCUUUGCCCUCCUGUCUGAACCCGGCGUUACUAAGCAACCAAAACCAUGUGUAAGGACAUAAGAACCGUGGGGGUCUUUAUGUUGUAUAGUUGUGAUAUGAACAGUUUCACCAUGGAGUUAGUGCUUCAAUACUUUCACAAUAUAAUUAAUAUCUUAAGGAGUGACACUGUGAGACCUGGGAUGGGCGUUGAACCCACAACCUUCUUCUACUUUAACUGUUGUGAAUAUAUUUAUUAAAUAAAUAAGCUCUUAAUAUACUUCAGAUUCUCUUCUCUUCACAGGUUCAGUGUAUAGAUGACGUUACAGCUAUAGUAAAGUUGCAUAACCUUAAACUGAGAAAUCACUUUUUUUCAGAAGAAAAGCUCUAAAAACUAUAAAAAUGAAUGGUCUACUCUACACUAUAGAUUGUAUUACCGGAUUAUGAUAUACUGAAAAUAGAGAAAUUGCUUUCAUAAUGAUCAUGUUCUCUAACUGUUGGAAUUGUAACAUCAACCAAUCAACACGCACUGCAGACGUGUUUGUCAAGGAGCGUUGGGUCCCGUGACCCCUCAACAGACCUGCCAGGGUAAAGAGCUGGUCCAUGAAUAGUACGUCAUGAAUAGUAUGAUUUUACAUUGUCACACUGAAUGUCUUCUUGUCGUCCCAAAGUGACAGAUCUAAGAUGUAACAAGAGUUUUAAAAAAAACUUGGUUCGUGGUUGUUUUCAUGACAAACUUUAUUUCUCACAAGCUUAACAAAGUGAACAUCUGUCUCACAUAUAAACUCUGUUGUUGGAGCCGCAAUGGGUUUGUGUUAGACUGGAGGUGGUGCAGCGUCGUCUCUGGGUGGACUGAAGCUGUCGAUCUCUUUGACGAUCCUCUCAGCAAUGGUUUUGCUGUUGGCAGCAACCACUCUUCUGGACAUCAGGUCCACUGCUCCUCCUAAACACAAUGCGUUAAUGACAAACUCAGCCAUUGAAAUCAGCAGCAGUGAAAUUCUCUCCGAGUAACUUUACCCUCCACGUCCAUGAGGACUCCUCCAGCCUCUGAGACCACCAGGGAGCCUGCAGCAAUGUCCCACACAUGGAUCCCGAUCUCAUAAUAUGCCUCAACGCAACCAGAUGCCACAUGACACAUGUUGAUGGCUGCAGUUCCUGCACCACGCACCCUGGAAACAUGCAUCUAGUUAAAAAUGUACUGCAAAUGACGAUAUCGGUAACAUUACUGCAGUAUCCCUAGUAUUACCCGUGAACAGGGAUGCAGAGAAUACUCCUCAGGCUCGAGAAGAUUUUCUCUACAGCUUCAGGGUCUCUGCUGGAUCCAAACUCUGUGGUGAUGAUGGACUGUUUAAUAUCUGACAGUGAAACAGAAACAGGUCAGAUUGGGGCUUCUGAUUGGAUCAGCGCAGCAUGACAUCACAUUCUGUUCCUGUACUAUAAUAAUACUGGAUACAUCUCGUAAUGAGGAGAGAUGAGUUUCACAGAGUAAUAAACAAGAAAAGGUAUAAUUACACUAACCAUCGGUUACUGCAGAGAUGUUAAACAUGUUGAUUUAAACAAAAGCCUUCAUGAUUUCAGUUGUUGCCUUUGAUUAAUGUCUUUGGAUUAAAUGCGAUUUGCAGA
Messenger RNA from Cyclopterus lumpus (lumpfish), 3912 nucleotides. RefSeq names its product E3 ubiquitin-protein ligase RNF31. The transcript has 19 exons. The coding region runs from base 74 to 2212 and encodes 712 amino acids. Gene Ontology annotation, biological process: protein transport; protein linear polyubiquitination. The record is from RefSeq and is a predicted model, not a curated record. NCBI's taxonomy places the organism in Eukaryota, Metazoa, Chordata, Actinopteri, Perciformes, Cyclopteridae. Gene Ontology annotation, molecular function: linear polyubiquitin binding; ubiquitin protein ligase activity; zinc ion binding. Gene Ontology annotation, cellular component: LUBAC complex.